Molecule: messenger RNA, 1725 nt
Organism: Oreochromis niloticus (Nile tilapia)
Lineage: Eukaryota; Metazoa; Chordata; Actinopteri; Cichliformes; Cichlidae
Product: coagulation factor XI
Exons: 9
Coding region: 96-1205 (369 amino acids)
Biological process (GO): proteolysis
Cellular component (GO): extracellular region
Molecular function (GO): protein binding
Source: RefSeq, a predicted model, not a curated record
UUUGGCUCAAAGGACAGUUUUCUAUUUGCACAGCCUUUUUGUUAAAUGUAGUCGUGUUUGAUGAGUUUCAUUUACUCUGCUGUUAAACGUUAAAGAUGAUAAGACAUUUGAUCUUCGUUGGUCUACUCUCCCUCCUCAGCUGUUCUUUAAGUCAAGCAUGUAAUCCAAAUAUUCUAGAGAACAUGGAUUUCCCGGGAAAUGACAUAACAUUUCUCUACUCCCCUGAUGUUAACCACUGUCAGCUCCUGUGCACCCAGCACCCCUCUUGCCUCUUCUUUACCUUUAUUCGUGCUGAUUGGACCCAUGAUGACAGACACUUCUACUGCUACCUAAAGUCCACUCCCUCUGGAGAGCCCAGUGCCCAGACUCCAGUACAGGGUGCCACUUCUGGUUUCUCUCUAAAAUCCUGCAGCCCAGACCCACAACCUUGCCUGUCUGAGGUGUACCAAAACAUGGACUUUAUCGGGGGAGACUACAGGUCCUUGUUCACAGGUGACCACAAGGAGUGCCAGCGAGUGUGCACUCAGGACCCUGCGUGUCAGUUCUUCACUUUUGUAAAAGAGAAUUUCUCAAAUAGUAAAGUCAGGUAUAAGUGUCACCUUAAAUUCAGUUGGCCUGUACCAAGGACUCCUGUUAUUGAAAGAAAAGCUGGUGUAACAUCUGGAUUCUCCCACAAAACAUACCAAACUCAGCACUCUGACAAAGCAUGCCAGAGAAAGCUUUUUCCAAACACUGACAUCCCAGGAAGUGACAUCGAGUCGCUGCCUGCUGCCUCUCCUGAACACUGUCAGACUCUGUGCUCAACUCAUCCGCGCUGCACCUACUUCACUUAUAACAGGAAUACCUUUGUUUGUUACCUGAAGGAAAACACACAUGAAAUAGUCACCAGGGCAGAUAUAGGCACUUCAGGGCUACCACACCGUUCCUGUCAGCUUGACGACAACUGGGCUAGAGUGGCUCAUGAAGGAGUAGAUUUCAACGGUUCUGACAUUCGCUAUGAGCUGAUGGAUGAUGCAGACACAUGCCAGAAGACAUGCACUGACGACCCUCACUGCCAGUUCUACACCUACAUUGAUGAAACCUUCUUUGAUCGCAGUUAUCGGCGUCGCUGCUUCCUGAAGCGUGUCAUCACCAUCCCUGCUCCUCCCAAAGUCAUCAAAGUCACCAAUGUUGUGUCGGGUUUCUCCCUUAAAAACUGCCCAUAGAGGGAUCUACUUGUAACAUAUGUGAAAUUAAGUUUGAAGACUUCACAGCUCUCAGAGGGAUUUUUGUGGAGCCUAAAUAAAUCAUUUCAAACAUGAGCUGUCUGUCUGACAGGCCUUUGCAGUCUAAGAAUGAACUCUUGGGUUUUAUGUUUUGUUUGGGUUUUCUCUAAGGAUUGCAUGUUCUGUGUUAAGGACGAAUUUGCUGGAAUCUCUGCUCCUGGGAGGAUUAUGGUUUUGCAUUAACACACAUGCAGAUGCUCCAGCCCCAACAAGCUCCCAAAACUUCUGCCCGGGUAAUUAGUUGCCACACAGGACACAAUAAAAGGGGUUCUUGCAGCAGUUUAAUUGCAUACAGAGAACAUUCAGAAAGAAGAAAAAAAGCAAAAACAUACGAUGGAAAAUAUGUACAGGAUAUAUGAAAGUGGCUCUGGCUACAAAAGAAACAAGAAAACAAAGGAGAAAAAAAGGAGCAAAUUAAUGCCAAGCCCAAACCACCAAAUCAUAAUGGAAUAUUUCUACA